Kluyveromyces marxianus DMKU3-1042 is the source of this 3000-nucleotide messenger RNA. RefSeq names its product AAA family ATPase peroxin 6 (gene PEX6). Gene Ontology annotation, molecular function: ATP binding; ATP hydrolysis activity. Lineage: Eukaryota; Fungi; Ascomycota; Saccharomycetes; Saccharomycetales; Saccharomycetaceae. Gene Ontology annotation, cellular component: cytosol; peroxisomal membrane. Gene Ontology annotation, biological process: protein import into peroxisome matrix. The record is from RefSeq and is a predicted model, not a curated record. Bases 1 to 3000 code for a protein of 999 amino acids. The transcript has a single exon.
AUGGUCAUUGCAUCGUUGGUAUAUCUUCAAGAUAUAACUUUACCAGUUUCGGUAUCAUCAGAUUUAUGGAACGAAUUCUUUGAUCAGAAGUCGUCCCCACAUUACGUCAAAUUAACACUUCCUUCCUAUAUCAAGUAUCAAGAAGUCUCAUUUGUGGCCCAAUGUGCUAAUAAUAGCAGUCUGGAGUUUGGUUCUGUUGGCCUCCCAUCAAACUUCUUUAAAUCCGAUUCAGUUAGACCUUAUGUGAACUCAGUAAUAAUUGAACCAUACUUCGAAAAGAUUCCACAAGCAGACACUCUAAUCCUCUCAUUGAAACCAAAUCUUUACGAAGAACUUAACCAAUUGUCUACAGAAGAGCAAUGGAGCUUUUUAAAGCUCAAAUUUCACAUAGAGUUCAAUGUUACCGUUCUAAACGUUAAUCAAAUCAUAUAUCCAUCUUUUUGUCAAGUCUUUUCAAUUGCACCGGAAGCAGAAUUCUCAGUAAUCAGUGAGAACACUCAAGUGGUUCUUAUACCUGAUUCAUCAAUUGAUACUGAACAUGCAAAAAGUUUGGAUGAUAACUCCAAACUCGAUCGUAAAUCGUUCGUUACCGUUAAACUACAAUCAUUAACUGAACCUGUCCCAACAGAGUUUAUAUCACCUCCACAACAAGAUACGGCAGAUAACGAUAUAUUUGCAUUUGUCCAACCUAUUACUUUACUUGAGUUAGGAAUUCCCAGCGGUUCAUUUGUACGUCUUACCUCUCAAAAUGAUGAAAUUCUUGUACAGUUAUUCGUUUUAUUCUCUCCGAACCCAUUUGAGAAAGACACCAUAUAUGUCUCGCCAAGAGUUAGAUAUAUGUUUAUGAACGAAAAUCAAAUUACCAUUAAAAAGACUAGUUUAACUAGUAAGAAGUUGCCAGUAGCGAACUCCGUCACUUUAUCGAGAGUUGGUUGUCCAGUGAACGCUCAAAGAAUAUACCAGGAUAUCAUUUCACAUCAACUUGGGGAAUACUUCAAUGGAAAACAAAGAGUUGUGAGAGUCGGUGACUUGAUACCUGUUACUUUUGACUCUAAUUAUGCAUCCAUUUUUUCAGAGCAGAUAAAAUACAGUAGUCAUGACACGCUAGUAUGGUUUAAAGUUGAAGAAAUUCAGGGUCCUUCCACAGACCAAUAUUAUAUUAUUGACAGUUCGAUUACUAGAUUAACAACUGAAAAUAUUGUUUCUAAGGAUCUGAUGCCAGUUAAGAUCUGUGAUUGCAACAAAUAUUAUGAUCUUUCUCCAUUGUUUUAUUAUGAUGAAAAUGUGUUCCCUCAUGCCUUACAAUUUAGGAAUAUAUUAAGUACUGCUGCAAAAUGCUUUGAGAGAGGAAUUUCAAUGGGUACUACUAUUCUACUUCAUUCUCUUACACCUAAUGUCGGAAAGACAAUGUUGACUAAAUCUUUGUGCAAUGAACUUGGUUUUCAUUUAAUUCAUAUUGAUUGUUUAACUUUGACUGCAAACACCGCGGUUUCUGACGCUACAAACAAGACUAUUGGUUAUAUCCGGGCUAAAAUUGAGACCGUUAUAUCGUGUGCGAAACAGGCCGUGAUAUACAUUUCUCAUUUAGAAGCAAUUUUAGAAAAUGAGCAAGCUCAGCAAGAUAAUACUGGAUCAAAGUUGGCUCGACUUAUGAACGUUGAAAUGGCAAAUUUGAUAACAGAGUACACCGAAAAGCAUAGUGGUAUUAUAUUCGUAGGAUCCACUAAUGAUCUUGAUGGAAUACCCCCUUUAGUUAGGUCUAAAAUAAAGUUUGAACUUGAAGUUCCAGUUCCAACUGAAGAUCAAAGGCUUGCGAUGUUUGAGUGGUAUUUCAACCCCGCUAAACUAAACAGACACAAUUCCAACUAUACCGCAGUUUUGUCUAAAACCGUUAAACUACGAAACGUAGCUCUUCAGUCUGCUGGCUUAACGCCUCUAGAUAUAAAGUCAAUCGUUCAGGCAUCCAAACGCAAAUCUUAUCAGAAUGUCAAGAAUGGUGUCAUUUCGAUUACAGAGUCAGAUAUAACUGCUGUUAUUAACAUUGCAAGAGAUAGACUUUCUGACUCUAUCGGGGCACCUAAGAUUCCAAAUGUUACUUGGGAAGACAUUGGUGGUAUGGAAAUGGUUAAGGGUGAGAUUAUGGACACGAUUGAUAUGCCUUUAAAGCAUCCCGAACUCUUCUCAUCUGGUAUGAAGAAAAGAAGCGGUAUAUUAUUCUAUGGGCCUCCUGGUACGGGUAAAACUUUAUUAGCUAAGGCGAUUGCAUCUAAUUUCUCGUUGAACUUUUUCAGUGUAAAAGGUCCGGAGUUGUUAAAUAUGUAUAUUGGUGAAUCUGAAGCCAAUGUCAGACGUGUUUUCCAAAGAGCUAGAGAUGCAAAACCGUGUGUUAUUUUCUUUGACGAGCUUGAUUCAGUAGCACCUAAGAGAGGAAACCAAGGUGAUUCUGGAGGUGUCAUGGAUCGUAUCGUAUCACAGCUAUUAGCAGAAUUGGAUGGCAUGAGCUCAGGCGGUGAUGGUGUUUUCGUUGUUGGAGCCACAAACAGACCAGAUCUACUAGAUGAGGCCCUUUUGCGUCCUGGCAGAUUCGAUAAGAUGCUAUAUUUGGGUAUAUCUGAUACUGAUGAAAAACAAGCAAAUAUUAUUAAAGCAUUGACCAGGAAAUUCACUUUGGCACCUGGCGUGGAACCUCUAGAUAUUGGCAAAACAUGUCCUUUCAAUUACACGGGUGCAGAUUUCUAUGCAUUAUGUUCAGAUGCGUUACUAAACGCUAUGACAAGAAUUGCAGGGGAGGUUGAUAAAAAAUGGGAACAAUACAAGAAUGACAUUGGUGAACACGUACCAUUGAGAUACUGGUUUGACAAAGUCGCCAAAAAAUCAGACUUAGAAGUGGUCGUGACACUUGAAGACUUCGAAUUGGCAAAACAAAAAUUAAUUCCAAGUGUAUCUGAAGAUGAAUUGAAUCAUUAUUUAAAAUUAAAGCACAGUUUUGAAUCCGAGUAA